Molecule: messenger RNA, 2637 nt
Organism: Penicillium manginii
Lineage: Eukaryota; Fungi; Ascomycota; Eurotiomycetes; Eurotiales; Aspergillaceae
Exons: 6
Cellular component (GO): plasma membrane
Molecular function (GO): calcium-activated cation channel activity
Source: RefSeq, a predicted model, not a curated record
AUGGCAGACAUCGGCGCCAUGCACCGGCUGUUCAGCCGUGCUGAUGACCCCCAAGCCACCUCGAAUUCCCUGUCGGGUUUCGUGUCAACCUUGGUCGUUAACAUCGUGAUCUUCUCCGUGAUGGUCAUCGUCUUUAUCAUUCUGCGAAAGAGCCAGCGUCGACAGUAUAUGCCCCGUACCUACAUCGGCUAUCUCAAGCCAUGGCAGCGCACCCCAGAAUCCCCCACCGGCCUGUGGAGCUGGAUCACCGCCAUGUACCAGCUUCCCGACACAUACGUUCUCCAACAUCACUCCAUGGAUGCCUACCUUCUGCUACGAUUCCUCAAGCUAGCCACUACCAUCAUGUUCGUCGGCUGCUGUAUCACCUGGCCCAUCCUGUUCCCGGUCAAUGCCACCGGAGGCAAUGGCAAUAAACAGUUGGAUGUCCUCACUUUCUCCAACGUCUCGGAUAAGAGCUAUGGCCGUUACUUUGCCCACGCCCUGCUUGCGUGGAUCUUUGUUGGUUUCAUUUUCUUCCUUAUCACACGGGAACACAUUUUCUACAUCAACCUGCGCCAGGCAUACUCUUUCUCGCCCGCCUAUGCCAACCGUAUUUCUUCGCGCACCGUUCUUUUCAGCGCCGUCAGCGAGAACUAUCUCAACACCGACAAGAUUCGUGCCAUGUUUGGCAUUGAUAAAGUCAAGAACGUUUGGGUUGCUACCGACACUGCCGAGCUCGAGGAGAAGGUCAAGGACCGUGACGCGGCCGCCAUGAAGCUGGAGGGCGCCGAGACCAAGCUUAUCAUCAUGGCCAACAAGGCGCGCAACAAGGCACUGAAGAAGAAGGGCUCCGCGGAAGAAGGUUCCGAGGAGAACACUGAUCUCGGCCAGUUUGACGACGAAUCUGGCUCUGUCGCUGCUCGUUGGGUGCAAGCCAAGGACCGCCCGACUCACCGUCUCAAGAUGCUCAUUGGCAAGAAAGUCGACACCAUUAACUGGGCCCGUUCCGAGAUCGAGCGCCUCAGUCCCGAAAUCGAAGAGCUCCAGGCGAAGCACCGUGCCGGUGACGCCAAGCUUGUUUCCUCCGUCUUCGUUGAAUUCUACAAGCAGGCCGAUGCUCAGUCUGCCUACCAGUCCGUCAUCUGGAGCAACCUUCGCAUUAAGUGGUGGGAGCGCGUAAUCCGACACGGUGCUACUCUUGCAUUCGUCGUCGCUCUCAUCAUCUUCUGGGCCAUCCCGACGGCAGUUGUUGGUGCUAUCUCUAACAUCAACAGCUUGACUGAUAUGGUUCCUUUCCUGAAGUUUAUUCUCAAGUGCCCUCCCGUCAUUCUUGGUGUUAUUACCGGUCUGCUGCCCUCAAUUUUGAUGGCGGUUCUCAUGGCGCUGGUGCCUAUCAUUAUGCGACUCUGCGCUAAGUGGGGCGGUGACCCCAGCCGGGCUUCCAUUGAACUCACUACCCAGAACUACUUCUUUGCUUUCCAGGUUGUUCAGGUGUUCCUGGUGGUUACUCUGGCAUCUGCUGCCACCAGUGUCGUUACCUCUAUUAUCAGCGAUCCUUCCAGCGCCGCCAGCCUGCUCGCCACCAACAUCCCCAAAGCCUCCAACUUUUACAUUUCCUACAUCAUCCUGCAGGGCUUGUCCUUCAGUGCUGGUGCUCUUCUCCAGAUUGCCGGCCUGAUUGUUGGCAAGCUUCUGGGCAAGUUCCUGGAUAACACCCCCCGCAAGAUGUACAAGCGCUGGUCGACCCUGGCCGGUCUCGGAUGGGGCACUGUUUACCCUAUCUUCACUCUGCUGACUGUUAUCGGUAUCAUCUACUCUUGCAUUGCUCCUCUUGUCAUGGGUUUUGCCACCAUCGGUCUGUAUCUGUUCUACUUCGCCUACCGCUACAACCUGCUGUACGUCUCGAACGCCGAUAUUGAUACUCAGGGUCGCGCCUACACUCGUGCCCUGCAGCACCUGACUGUCGGUGUUUACCUGCUUAUCGUGUGUUUGAUUGGUCUGUUCGCCAUGGCCUCUGGAGCUAACCAGAUUGCCGUUGGCCCUCUGGCCCUGAUGAUCAUUCUCCUUGUCUUCGUCGUCCUGUACCACAUGUCGAUGAACAGCGCCAUGGAGCCUCUGCUGAACUACCUGCCCAAGAACAUGGAGCAUGAGGAGGAGUCCCUCCUGGCCGGGGAGCGCACCAAACUCAGCUCCGAGUCGCACUCCAACGGUGUGAACAACGGUGUCUCAGCUACCGACAAUGGUGUCAGCAACGUUGACAGCGGCGUUGCGGCUGUCGACUCCGCCGAGGCGGAGAAGGGUCUUGGCCACACCGAGGCCUCGGAAGCGAAGCCGAAGGCCAACUUCUUCACCAAGUUCCUGCGCCCGGAUAUCCACGCCGACUACGCCACCCUGCGCCGUCUGGUCCCCAACCCGCUCGAUGUCGCUCCUUACCCCGAGGAGGUCGAACGCAACGCAUACUUCAACCCUGCCAUCAACGCCCAGGCUCCUCUUCUCUGGAUUCCCCGUGACCCUCUCGGCAUCAGUCGUCAGGAGGUUGCCCACUCCUCUCGCGUCAUCCCCAUCACGGACGAGGAUGCGUUUGUGGACGAGAAUGCCAAGAUCACUUGGGACAUGGACAAGGGCCAGCCCCCCCGUCUACGAGGAGAAGAUUGCCUG